Ixodes scapularis (black-legged tick) is the source of this 2548-nucleotide messenger RNA. RefSeq lists its product as uncharacterized. Gene Ontology annotation, molecular function: RNA-DNA hybrid ribonuclease activity; nucleic acid binding. Lineage: Eukaryota; Metazoa; Arthropoda; Arachnida; Ixodida; Ixodidae. The record is from RefSeq and is a predicted model, not a curated record. The transcript has a single exon. The coding region runs from base 32 to 2548 and encodes 838 amino acids.
UACACCUGGACCUGAUGGGAUCACCGCCCCCAUGCUUAAGAACGCUCCGGAGUCAGCCAGGCGAGCAAUGUUGCAAUGGUUCAACCAAAUCUGGGACACUGGCGAUUUCCCGGAAGAAUGGAGGAUAUCCGUGGUGACGCCGAUUCCGAAAGCUGGGAAACCCGCGACAGAUCCGGCGAACGUACGGCCGAUCUCCCUCACCUCUAUCAUGGGAAAGCUCAUGGAGAGAAUGGUCCUGGCCAGAAUCCAACACAACAUACGCCACAAAGGAAUACUCCACCCCACGCAGACUGGGUUUCGGGCUAACCUAAGUACCCACGACAGCCUGCUUAUGAUCUACAACGAUGUUAUCGAUCGGCCGCGAAGCGAUGGAAGUCUGAGAGUAAUCGUAUCAAUUGACAUCAAGAAAGCGUUUGACAGCGUCCCCCACGAAUCUGUAGUCGGCAAGAUGGAAGAGCAGGGGCUCACUGGCAAACAAUUGGAUUUUGUGAAGUCUUUCCUUGCGAACCGCAAGUACAGAAUAAAGGCAGGUUACGGAAAGGAAGCGCGAGAAGGCCCGACUAGCGAAAACAACAUCGGCGUGCCGCAAGGAGCAGUUCUCUCGCCAACGCUAUUUAACAUAGUUAUGGCACCACUGCACUGGCGGCUCUACAAGAUCGAGAAGCUGAAAGCGACGGCGUAUGCAGACGACGUCACUAUAUGGACGCAUGAAGGUACGCCAGAGCAACAGGAGGCAGCACUGCAAGAAGGACUAAAUACCAUCGGCGACUUUUUGAAAGAAGUAGGGAUGAGACCAUCCCCAGAAAAGACUAAAUACACCGUGUUCGGGGCCGGUAACGUCCAAAGAAACCUGCAGCUCACCUUCGCCGGGGACCCAAUCGUUCGGGAAGAGAGCAUCAAGCUUUUAGGGGUCACCUUCGGAAACUCACCCAGCAUCACUGACAAGUGGAUGGCCGAGAUGAGAAAGAAGUGGAAGCAAGGCCUCAACCUGGUCAGAAGAAUCUCCCAUCGACUUGGAGGAGCCGGAGAAGCAACGGCAAGGAAGUUAGUAAUGGCCACACUGGUCUCGAAAAUCACAUAUGCGGCGCGAUUUUAUUCAUUACGGUCGUGUCACAAGAACCAGUUCCGAGCUAUGGUCGGAACUGGUUCUUGUGGCACACUGGCCACACUGGUCUCGAAAAUCACAUAUGGGGCGCGAUUUUAUUCAUUACGGUCGUGUCACAAGAACCAGUUCCGAGCUAUGCUCAAUGACGCACGAAGAGCCAUCUUGGGGCUACCAAGAAGUACAAAAACGGAGAGGAUGAGGCAACUCAUCUUUUUGCCAGAAAUUGAGGACCUACUGGUGCAGCAGACAGUGACGCACACGGCGCGUGUGCAUCACACAGAGGAAGGCCGAGCAGUGGCAAGCUACAUAGGCAUCAAGCUCCCGGAGACCCUAGACCCCCUCCCCCCAAGCAAGGCACCGUGGGAUGUGAUUAGCGUCACGCAAGGUGCGAAACCCCUUCCAAGAAAUAUGGACCCGGAGCGACACAAAGCCCGCAGGAAAAGGUACGCCCAACAGCACAAGAAGAAGGUCAAGGAGCUGUUGGCAAGCCAGCACAACACAGUGGUGUACGUCGAUGGAGCAACAAAAGGGAAGGAGUAUGCCGCAGGAGCAGUCUUCUACAGAGGCGAGGGGGCAACUCCCUUUGAAAUUGCCACUAGCAGCGGACUGGGCACGGAGGUCACAUCAGACACGGUAGAAGAAGCGGCUCUUCUGUUCACGUUGGGAGUAUACGGGCACCUCCCCGGCAAGACGAGAAACCUCAUUAUCUAUACGGACUCCCAGGAGGCGGUACGAAACAUGUACAAGCUCAAAGCAACUGCAAGCCCGACGGUACACGCCUUCUUCGACACGGCGCUCAGCCUAUACCGGGAGCACGGCACAAGAAUCAGUGUACGAUGGGUCCCGGGACACCAGGAGAUCUCAGGAAACGACAUGGCUCACGCAGCGGCACAGUGCGGGAUGAGAAGAAUUCCUCAGUUGCCAUCCCAACAGGCGUCCAACUGCGAAGAGUCAGUCGAACAGCCAGAAAAUACGACAUGCUACGACCCCGUCGAAGAGCUGCGUAGAUGUCGCAAGAUGCGAAAGAUUCAACUAGCGGAAAAGUGGCAACCCGAGGACUACCCGCUUCCGGCGAAAACCUUCAAGCGAAAGGAAACGGUUCAACUUCGGCGCAUCCAUACCGAAGGCGCGGUCACGCCAAGGCUCAAGUACCACAUCAACCUCUCGCAAUUGCGGCGGACGCAGCCGUACGCGGUCCCUCGGGACCCGCGAUGUCAGAGAUGCAAGGAUCCAGAAGCCAUUCCCAGGCUCGACCAUCUCCUAUGGGAAUGCCAAGCUCUAGCCUUGUGCAGAGUGGAAGCCAUCGAGACGCUACCCGAGGAAGACAGACCCAAGAGACUCGUGGAUUGGACGCACCCACAGGGCGAAGCCCAACGCCGGACGAGGAUCCUCCAGUCGCUUCUGGACUUCGUAGCCAAGUCCGAUCUUGGGGACUCCAUAUGA